Molecule: messenger RNA, 1455 nt
Organism: Kogia breviceps (pygmy sperm whale)
Lineage: Eukaryota; Metazoa; Chordata; Mammalia; Artiodactyla; Physeteridae
Source: RefSeq, a predicted model, not a curated record
GCAGAGGGCGCUGCCGGGCAUGGCCGAGGAGCGUCGCGGGGCUUCGGUUUCUGCGGCUUCGGGCAGGCGCUGGGCUCCGGGCGCGGGCGCCAGGUACACAGCCCCGAGCCUCUGAGGGCGCCGGGCGCGGACCUCGAUGUUUGCCGCGUGAGCGCGAGCUGGAGCUACACCGCCUUCGUGACCCGUGGAGGAGGCCAGGUGGAGCUGUCUGGCUUCACGGUCGGAGCGGCAGGCGGCUGCAGGGACGCGUGGGCGUCGGAGGAGCUCCUGGUGGUGCUGCGCGCGGGGCCGGGACCCGGGGCCGGGACGGAGCUGCAGGCCUGGGCGCCCGGUUCGGCGCUGCGCGGGGAGCCCCUCUGGGCCCAGACCGUGCCUGAGGCCGAGCGGGAAGACGGACCGGGCGGCGAUGAGACCCAGGCUGGGCCGCUGCCGCUGCUGCCCUGCGCUCGCGCCUACGUGAGCCCGCGGCCGCCCUUCUACCGGCCUCUGGCCCCGACACUGCGGGCGCGCCGGCUGGAGCUGGGCGCUGAGCACGCGUUGCUGCUGGACGCGGCGGGCCAGGUGUUCUCCUGGGGCGGGGGCAGGCACGGACAGCUGGGCCACGGGACUCUGGAGGCAGAGCCGGAACCGAGGCUGCUGCAGGCGCUGCAGGGCCUAACCAUGGCUGAGGUGGCCGCAGGUGGCUGGCACUCUCUGUGUGUGAGUGAGGCUGGGGAUAUUUAUAUCUGGGGCUGGAAUGAAUCAGGGCAGCUGGCCCUGCCCACCAAGAGCCUGGCAGAGGAUGGAAAGACAACCGCAGAAGCCUCAGGACUGAAUGAAGAUGGUUCUGAAGUGAAGAGAGUAGCCGGGGGUGAGGAUGGAGCCCCCGCCCCCUUCAUAGCUGUCCAGCCCUUCCCGGCUUUAUUGGACCUCCCCCUGGGCUCAGAUGCAGUCAAGGCCAGCUGUGGAUCCCGGCACACAGCGGUGGUGACAAGAAUGGGGGAGCUCUACACCUGGGGCUGGGGUAAAUAUGGACAGCUUGGCCACAAAGACACGACCAGCUUGGAUCGGCCCUGCCGUGUGAAGUACUUUGUAGAUAAGCAACUCCAAGUAAGGACCGUGAGCUGUGGGCCCUGGAACACCUACGUGUAUGCUGUGGAAAAAGAGAAGAGCUGACGUGUAUAGAUAAGGGCAUUAAAUAAAUGUAGAGUGAAAAAUUAUGAAGCUAACACCUGUGAAACUCCCCCCAGGUCAAGGAAAACCAUUGCCAGCACCCCAGAGGCCCCACAUUUGGCCUUCCCUAUCACAGCCCUCUUGCUCCACCUUAGAGCAGGCAGCAUCCUCAACUUUGUCUUCACAUUAGGAACACCUGGAGGGAACUCCCUGGUGGUCCAGUGAUUAGGACUCUGCUUUCACUACCUAGGGCUCGGGUUCAAUCCCGGGUCUGGGAACUAAGAUCACACAAGCCCGUGGCAC